Pecten maximus is the source of this 6498-nucleotide messenger RNA. RefSeq names its product regulation of nuclear pre-mRNA domain-containing protein 2-like. NCBI's taxonomy places the organism in Eukaryota, Metazoa, Mollusca, Bivalvia, Pectinida, Pectinidae. Gene Ontology annotation, cellular component: RNA polymerase II, holoenzyme. Gene Ontology annotation, biological process: mRNA 3'-end processing. The record is from RefSeq and is a predicted model, not a curated record. Bases 216 to 3374 code for a protein of 1052 amino acids. The transcript has 9 exons. Gene Ontology annotation, molecular function: RNA polymerase II complex binding.
AAUACACUACAAUAUGGCCGACAUUGAUGCAGUGUGUUUUGCCAGGUUUAUUUUGGUGAUAAUUUGAUUUGAAUGCAUUAAUUUACAAACCUAUCGUGACCAAUUAUUGCGCACAUAUAUCAGUGACACCUAACUUUGUAUGUCAGUAGAAAUUAUGCCCAAAUCUACAACGUAAUCGCCCCUUUUCGUGCAAGACCUUCUCAGCGUUCAACAACAUGGCGGCAUCCCCAUUGAAAACCAGCGAGGAAAACUUGGAACGCAAAUUUGAAAAUGUUACAAACACACAAGAUGGCGUGCAGGGUUUAUCGCUGUGGAUCAUUCACCACAAGUCUGCCUUCAAAAGAGUCGUCGAUACGUGGCUGAAGGUUUUAAAGAAAUCAACGACAAAACACAGACUAACUCUCUUCAAUGUUUGCAAUGAUGUGGUUCAAAAUGGAAAGAGAAAAAAGGCAUUGAUUUAUUUGGAUGGAUUCAAGGAGGUAUUAAAAGAAGCUGUGUCACUAGUACGAGAUGAAAGUAUCAAAAACAAUGUUACAAGGAUUUUGAAAAUAUGGAAAGAAAGGAAUAUAUUCCCUCCAGCUUUUGUCACAGAACUUCAGGAUACCCUUGCGACCACAUCUCCUUUCGUUGCCAUGCGUCCAUCACCAGUGGUAACAAACGCUCCAACUACGUCUAUAUCUACAGCUUCUAUAGCAACUACAGCUACGACACAGAGCCAACCUGCUCCAGUCCACACGAGAGCCAAGGCUGAUCCGAAGAUCCUUGCUGAUUUCAAGCCACAAACCCUGAUUGAUCGCAUCAACAAUUUUAAGCGUUUAGAGGGAGAGGUGGAAUUGAAAUGUAAACAAUUGUCAAGUCUGAAGCUGGACGCAUCCAGCAUAGAAGCUGUCAAACAACUCAAAGACCGGUCCCAUGGUAAACAGUUUUCGAAGCAGUUUGAAGAUUCCAGUCACAAACUGGAAGACUGUGUUUCUCAUGCACAGCGUGAGAUAGCUGACAGGAAGGCUCUCAUCGAACUCAUGGAGCAGAGUGAGCUGUUUUAUGAUGAGCAGUACAGGGAGGCGAAAAUUGUGGCCAAUGCCUAUAAGAAUUUUGGAACAAGAAUCAAUAAUUUGAGGAAGAAGUUAGAUGAUCUGAAAGGUUCACUUCCAAGUCCAAUCCCUUCUCCAUCCAUGGAUGCUCCAUCUCCAGGAAACACUCCACCCCAGCUCAAAGAUGACAACACUGAAUCUGUGGAUAUGGAGUUAGAUGAUGAAAAUGAGAGCAACACUCACAUUGUCUCAUCAGCACCUGUCCCUAUGCCAGAUCGGAUUACCAUACCUAACUACAAUGCAGAAAAUGCCUACAACUCUAAUGCUGCAGCUAAUAAAGGAGACAGUGGCCUGGAGUCCAGGUUAGCUACAAUGCUCCCUUCCCUACAGCAGCACAGCUCCUCUGGUGAUAGUCUGGUGUACAAUCCUCCUCCCGUCUACAAUCCACCACCAAAACACAGUGCCCUGAGAGCCAUUCAACUAGAGAAUGGCAACGAUGGGGAAAACACUCCAGUCAAGGAUGAAGGAAGCGCAACUCCAGUGAUGGAUGAAAAGCCUGAAAGUUCACCUCCACGACCAAAAAAUCAAAAUCCCAUAGACUUUCUUACACAGAUUUUGGCCAAAACUACUAAAGGUUCAGAAACCGGGUCAAAUUUUCUUGAAAAUUUAUCACUUUUGACAAAUACAGUAAAAUCUCAGUUUCAAAAAGGAACUACUCAGUCCAUUCUACCUCCCGGGCCUGUACCAACACCUGGUAUCCAACCCCCUCUUGGUCCACCCCCACAACCCCCUAACUCCUGGGCUGAGUGGAAGGCACAGCGUGACCCAACUCCCCAGCCUCCAACCGGUGUUCCUCCCCCUAUGCCAGUCACUUCCCAACCACCCAAUCACCAACCCCCGAUGUCACAGCCUCUCCCAAUGUCACAGCCCCAGAGCAUGCCACCUUCACAGCCUCCUGUACAUCUAGCACAGGCACCCAUGUCCCGUCCCCCUGUUCCUCAGCUCCUCAUCCCUGCUCAGAUGAGAAACCCCAUCCAGUCAUCUACUCCCGGCAUGUUAUCCCCUCCCACAAGCAUUAGACCACCUCCCAUCCCACCACCUAUCUCGCCAGUUCGUCCUCCAAAUAUUCGGUAUCCCCAAACCUCUUUGUCAUCAAACCCAAUUGCGCCUCCUGUCAGACCAGAUGGAUGGAAUUUCCCCCAGCCUCCUCAGGGACCGCCACUUGGCCCUCAAGGACAGCCUCCUCGGGGUCCUCCCCUUGGCCCUCAUGGACAGCCUCCUCAGGGUCCUCCCUUAGGCCCACAAGGGCAGCCUUCUCAGGGGCCACAACAGGGACCUCCUCAACCAAAUAUGGGCCCGACACAUGGUCCACCACAAAGCCCAGUUCCCCAACAGCCCCAUUUUAUACCACCCAAUCCAGGAUUUCAUGGACAACCUCCAGGUGGAUUUCAGGGUCAGACAAACCAUAGUUCGUCCCCUCCUUGGCACCAAACACAGGGUCCACCGCAGGGUGGGCCUCCUAUACAGCAGGAUCAGUCGUCUGUCCCCACAUCUCCACUCCAGUCACCCCCUACACCUCCCUCUGCUCCUCCCAAAAGCAUUCUUAGAAACAGAAAGUCUAGUUUGAGAGAGGUUCCUCUCACUCCUAGCCCAGGGGAUCCUAUUGAACAUUCCCCUAUGAAUUCACGUAUUCCAAAGCCUCCCAUGGAACCUCCAAGCCCAGAUCAUGUUAGGUCACUACGUUUGUCGAGGGAGGAUUCAGACUCUUCUACGGGUCAUGUGCCAGAUGACCAUAAGGAAUUCCUAGAAAAACUAAAGAGGAAAACUACGAGCAAUAUGGCUCGACCUGCUCCUCCUUCAAUGGAGCAGGAAGAAGAUGAGUCGAGAAUUCCUGUGUUCACACGUAAUGUUUCUCAGUCUAACCUGACAACUAUAACACCGGUGGACCUCGAGGAGCCUAAAGACUCUGAAAGUGCUGAAGAUACAAGUAAGCAGGAGAACAAUAAUGAUGACAUCAUCACCCAGAUUAGUACUAUAGACAGUAAUCCCAGGGAUCCAAUGGUUAAUAAACAUGAUCCAGAUGACAUUCGACAUGUGGGUGGACCCAGACGCCACCAUGAUAACUUUCCUCCAAGUCAUGAGAUGAGGCCAUAUGAGGAUCGUGGUGACUAUGAACGCUACGGUCGUCCCGCUCCUCCUCCUCCUCAUGGUAGGGAGUUCUAUGAUCGAUACAGGGAUCCAUACUUCAGAGGCCCUUACGGAGGCCCAACUCCUCCAAAAAGGCCAUAUCCAGAUCCGUAUGAUGCCCACAGAAGGCCUCCUAGACCAUAUUACCGAUAUUAACAGCUAGUUAUUGUCAUGUUGUCUGAUUGGGACUGGCAGCAAUCCGGUGUGUGUAAGUGUCAUGUGGUGAUUGAAGUAUGAUGGAGCUACAAAUCAUGUUCUCAUGGAAAUGCAGUUUAUUGUUAUUGCUAGUUAUUUUACAGUAUUUUUUAAGAUCGUAACAAAUAGCAGUUAAACUGUCUUGUGAUAUUGCUAUAAUGAAUUGUUGAUAAAACUGUAACUUCUAUAUGUUCCCAGACUGAAUAAUGUGAAUGUAAAUUGUUUAAAAUAUUGGAAAAUAUUAAUUUUGUUUAGUACUACAUUUAAUCUGGUCUUAAAAUGUCUCAGAUGAGACUAUAUACACUUAAUACCAUGUCUGACUGUUAAAGUAUAUAUGUUACUUAGGUACACUUGUCAAAAUGUCCAUGAAACUCCAUCUCCUCGAACCCUAAAUCUAUUUGGGUUCUAUUUACCUAAUUUGAAUUAUCAAACAGAUGGGUUCUAUUUACCUAAUUUGAAUUAUCAAACAGAGUGCUUGCCUUGUUUUAUGUUCGAUCCUAUGUGUAAUUAAAUUUUAAUGUUGCAAUUCUUUGUUGAUAAGCUUUUCCUCCUAAAUACAAGAUUAGAACAUCUACUGUACCCUUGUAUGUUUUUGACACUUGACUCGGUUUGAAGGGACAUGUGUACUUGACAAUGUUUUGACCCCUUAAAAUCUGAAAAAUAAUGAUAUGACUUCUGAAAUUUUUACCCUUUAAAAUCUGAAAAAUAGUGAUAUGACUUCUGAAAUUUUUACCCUUUAAAAUCUGAAAAAUAGUGAUAUGACUUCUGAAAUUACUAAAAAUCAAACUGGAUACCCUGAAGAUGUACAAACAUCACUCUCUGCUAUCAGGGACAUAGAGACAAUGAUCAGAGCUGUAAAUUAUCCCUGUUUUAAACUGAACUGAUGAACUCUGCCCAACCUCAUCUUUGUUUUACACAUACACAUGUAUAACUCUAGUGGUCUGGACCAUAUGAGUUCCAGUGAAGCGGGGUUUUAUUGUGUCUAUAUUUUAACUCUCAAAAUCAAGAAGCUGCCCACCAUUUUGUGCCAUUUUGGAAGUUUUAUAUAUGUGAAUGUUAAUGUUAUUAACUACAUUGGUGUCACAUUAAGACUUUAUAAUAUCUAGGUACACUGUAUUUUUUCAUUUUACACAGACACACAGUCUCCACUUUAACGUUUAAUUCCUAUCAGCAUUUUGAUUCUAUAAAGGACGCAACAAUAUGCUGUAGUCAAACAGCAUUGUUAUAAAAAUUGAUUUGAUGUAAAAAAAAAUAAUUUGAAUCCACUGUAUUGAUAUUUCUUAGGAAAUAGUGCAAAAUAUGGACCUGAACAGACUUUGGUAUGUCACAACCCAAAACAUCACAAGUCUAACACUAGUUGUGAUAUACCAAAAUUUAUUUACGUUCAUACUUUCCAACCCGAAGAAAAAAAUUCAUAAUAAGUGAAAAGUGCAUUCUAUUUGUGUACUUACAUACCUCAUUUCUGUCGGCUAUAUAGACAUCUAUAAUGAUAUUCUCUACUCACACAAGUUUGAUUGCUCCAUUCAUAGUGCUACUGGUAUGAAGAGAAAAACGUUGAACAUGCUGUCAUUUAGCAUUUGGUGUGAAAAUAACGAAAAUAAGAACUCUGCUGUAUGAAUUAAGCUGUGUCUAUUUCUAGUCAUGAUCAGUUGUUUGCAGUUAGAUAUCUAAUGAAUUCAUACAUAUAUGUUAUUACAAGUACAGUCAAACUUCUCGAAGUCAACGAGGGUCAUAAAAAAAGAUACCCGAGUGUUUGAGGUAGGCGAGUAUAAAUUCUACAUAAUUUUAACUGUUGGAGCUGAAUUUUUCUUCGAGUUAAGCACGGCCUUUGAGUUAUCAUAAUUUGUGAUAACAAGGUUUGACUGUAUCUAAUUCAUAUAUGUCAAAAGAAUUCAUGUUUUGAUCAUAACAUUUCACUAUUUGGUUAGUAUAGCAUGAAAUUGUUGUUUACAUGACUUUAUUUGAUUGUUGUGUAGUACUUGGUUAUCAUUAUUGCUUUUAUCAAAUAAUUGAGAAAAUCUUCGUAUCAUGCUGAUCAGUGAGUAAGUUAGAUCAAAAUUACUGUACAAUUGUUUGCUUAGUUUGGAAGGUGAUUCAGAAAUGUAAUUCAAUAAAUUUUCUCACUGUAUGCUUCAGUAGUGUUGGAGCAGGUUGAGCUAAGUGUCUUUAAGAGAUUGCAUUUGGAAUAGUAUUUACAACAAUAUGACUCUGUGCCUGUGUAAAUGAUUACAAUAUUUUCAAAUUAUUUGCUAAAUCAUAAGAGUGCUAAAUAAAUUAUUUAUAGAUGCCAAUACAUAGUAUUCUGUUUAGACCAUAUUUUGCUGGAACAAUAUAGUCUGGCUGGUUUGUAAAAAGUUCUGAAUUCUACAGAUUUAUCUUGUUAAAUACAUUUGUAUUUAUUUAUCAGAACCAAAUUCUAUUCAUUUAGUUAAAAAUAGUCUGGUUUAGUUUAAGUGGACUGUAUCAUGGAUCCAGAAGCACAAACAUUAUGUGUGAUCUUGAAGCACAAUUUGUGAGAUGCAGAAGACCGAAUAGUUUGUGUUAUGUAAUAUGGUAUUUGAUUAAAGACAAUUCAUGAUAGUGAAACUGAUGUUAAAAUUGAAAGAUUUUGCCGAGAAGGUAUGGUAUGAUGAAAAUAUUUUUGCAUUAGAUGUCUUUGUUCAAUUAAGAGAUCUAAUUAAAAACUCUCAUUUUAUGGUAAAGAAUCAUUGAAGGGGAACAUAUUCUAGCUUAGCAAGAUUGGAGUGAAAGAUUUUAUGUGACCGAGUGUUGAUGUAGGUAAGAAAACUAUUCAUUGUGCAUCAUUUAUCAUGAUUUCGCGUAUAUACUGUGGGUAGAGUAGAACUAGACCCAAGUCAUUGACAGUCAUUGUGUGAUAGUGUUGGCCUUGUUUGGUUGGUUGAGAAGGUGUAUACUUGUUCAUGGAAAUGUGUGUGGCCAUUUUACAUUUGCAAUCAUGUUUUAAACAGCAUCUUCAUGUGAUGCUGUUGUUGAAUUAGACUGUUUUAUCAUCAUUGAUAAUACACUAGGGCUGAAUGAAAAUGAUGAGCAAGUUUGUUCAUAAUAAAAGGGUUAAUCAACUUUA